This is a messenger RNA of Cervus elaphus (red deer), 3763 nucleotides long. RefSeq names its product leucine rich repeat containing 8 VRAC subunit E (gene LRRC8E). Gene Ontology annotation, molecular function: protein binding. The transcript is spliced from 3 exons. The record is from RefSeq and is a predicted model, not a curated record. Lineage: Eukaryota; Metazoa; Chordata; Mammalia; Artiodactyla; Cervidae. The coding region runs from base 356 to 2746 and encodes 796 amino acids.
CAGCCGGCUUUUCCGGUUGGAGGUUGGAGGUGGUGCCCGGAGCGCCCCUGAAGGGGGUGGGGGUCCACGCCCCGGAAGUCCCGAGUCUCGGGACUCUCUGUGGUCCAGUGACGGAGGGAUCCGGGGCUGGCCGCCUGGGUACCGGGUGUCCGGAGUCAAGGAAGCAGAGCGAAGUGUUUGGGACUGGCGUCAAGUGUGGGAGGAGAUGCCUGGGCUCGGGGAGAAGGCCACACCGGCGAGCGGUGGAGCAGCGGCCUCGUGGAAUGCCCCUCCUGAGCUCUGAGAGGGCAAGCCCAGUCCCAGCGAGGCAGGGGUCCCUGGGAACAGAGGUGGCGAGGACUUACCGAGCAGAGGGAUGAUUCCGGUGGCGGAGUUCAAGCAGUUCACGGAGCAGCAGCCUGCCUUCAAGGUGCUCAAACCUUGGUGGGACGUGCUGGCCGAGUACCUCACCGUAGCCAUGCUCAUGAUCGGGGUCUUCGGCUGCACCCUCCAGGUGACACAGGACAAGAUCAUCUGUCUGCCCAGUCAUGAACCCCGGGAGAAUUUAUCUGAAGCCCCGUGCCAGCAGCUGCUGCCGCGGGGGGUCUCAGAGCCCAUGGGGGACCUCCGGGAGUUGAGCGGCCUGAAAAACAACCUGGACCUGCAGCAGUACAGCUUCAUCAACCAGCUCUGCUACGAGACGGCCCUCCACUGGUACGCCAAGUACUUCCCCUACCUGGUGGUCAUCCACACGCUCAUCUUCAUGGUCUGCACCAGCUUCUGGUUCAAGUUCCCCGGCACCAGCUCCAAGAUCGAGCACUUCAUCUCCAUCCUGGGCAAGUGUUUUGACUCGCCAUGGACUACUCGGGCGCUGUCCGAGGUCUCCGGGGAGAACCACAAGGGCCCUGCCACCACCACAGCUGGGCGGGCGACAGUGACCGUGACCACAAUAGCAGGGCCGGGGAAGGCAGGGGAGGGCGAGAAGGAGAAGGUGUUGGCAGAGCCCGAGAAGGUGGUGACAGAGCCCCCAGCUGUCACCCUGCUGGACAAGAAGGAGGGGGAGCAGGCCAAAGCCCUGUUUGAAAAGGUCAAGAAAUUCCGCGUGCAUGUGGAGGAGGGCGACAUCCUAUAUACCAUGUACAUCCGGCAGACGGUGCUCAAGGUCUGCAAGUUCUUGGCCAUCCUGGUCUACAACCUGGUCUAUGUGGGAAAGAUCAGCUUCCUGGUGGCCUGCAGGGUGGAGACCUCGGAGGUGACGGGCUACGCCAGCUUCUGCUGCAACCACACCAAGGCCCACCUCUUCUCCAAGCUGGCUUUCUGCUACAUCUCCUUCGUGUGCGUCUACGGGAUCACCUGUCUCUACACCCUCUAUUGGCUCUUCCACCGGCCCCUCAAGGAGUACUCCUUCCGGUCGGUGAGGGAGGAAACCGGCAUGGGCGACAUCCCCGAUGUCAAGAACGACUUCGCCUUUAUGCUGCACCUCAUCGACCAGUACGACUCACUCUACUCCAAGCGCUUUGCUGUCUUCCUCUCUGAGGUCAGCGAGAGCCGCCUGAAGCAGCUCAACCUCAACCACGAGUGGACUGCCGAGAAGCUGCGGCAGAAGCUGCAGCGCAACUCCCGGGGCCGGCUGGAACUGGCCCUCUGCAUGCUCCCGGGGCUGCCAGACACGGUCUUUGAGCUCAGCGAGGUGGAGGCACUGCGGCUGGAGGCCAUCGGUGACAUCACCUUCCCCCCAGGACUCUCACAGCUGGUUCACCUGCAGGAGCUGAGCCUGCUCCACUCACCCGCCAGGCUUCCAUUCUCCUCACAGAUCUUCCUGCGGGACCGCCUGAAGGUCAUCCGAAUCAAGUGCGAGGAGCUGCGGGAGGUGCCCCUGUGGGUGUUUGGGCUGCGCGGUCUGGAGGAGCUGCAUCUAGAGGGUCUCUUCCCCCCAGAGCUGGCCCGGGCGGCCACCCUUGAGAGCCUCCGGGAACUGAAGCAGCUGAAGGUGCUGUCUCUGCGGAGCAACGCCGGCAAGGUUCCCGCCAGUGUUACUGAUGUGGCCGGCCACCUUCAGCGGCUCAGCCUGCACAACGACGGGGCGCGUCUGGUGGCACUGAACAGCCUCAAGAAGCUGGCGGCACUGCGGGAGCUGGAGCUGGUGGCCUGCGGGCUGGAGCGCAUCCCCCAUGCCGUCUUCAGCCUAGGUGCACUGCAAGAGCUUGACCUCCGGGACAACCACCUGCGUUCCAUCGAGGAGAUCCUCAGCUUCCAGCACUGCCGCAAGCUCCUCACGCUCCGGCUGUGGCACAACCAGAUCGCCUACGUCCCCGAGCACGUGCGGAAGCUGCGGGGCCUUGAGCAGCUCUAUCUGAGCCACAACAAGCUGGAGACGCUGCCCACCCAGCUCGGCAUGUGCUCCAGCCUCCGCCUGCUGGACGUCUCGCACAAUGGGCUUCACUCCGUGCCAGCCGAGCUGGGUCUCCUGCAGAAUCUUCAGCACUUGGCUCUCUCCUACAAUGCCCUGGAGUUUCUACCCGAAGAGCUCUUCUACUGCCGCAAGCUGCGGACGCUGCUCCUAGGUUACAACCACUUGAGCCAGCUCGCACCCCAGGUGGGGGCCCUCAGGGCCCUCAGCCGCCUGGAGCUCAAGGGCAACCGGCUGGAAGCACUGCCGGAAGAGCUCGGCAACUGUGGGGGGCUCAAGAAGUCGGGGCUCCUGGUGGAGGACACCCUUUACGACGGGCUGCCGGCGGAGGUACGGGACCGGAUGGAGGCGGAGUGAAGCCGGGGAGGGAGGACAGGUUGAGGUCAAUGCGUCCCGGAUGCUACCGCCCCGGAAUCUACCAUUAUCUUCAAGGGAGGUGGCAAAGUGGGCCCCAGCCAGGAGACAAGGAACAGACAUGUCAGGUUGAUGGAGCCCAGGCAAGAUCCUGAGACUGGUUUGUCUGGGAGGUUGUGGAUUUGGGGUGGAACAUCCUGGAGAGAUUAACUCAGUCAGAAGACUCUCAGACCAAAACCACACCCGUGUCUUUGGCUUGGCUGACCUGCCCCUAGCCCUGGGCCAGAGAUGCUGCCCUCCCCCAGACAGCAACCACAGUACCCCAUAUGGGGGGUGGGGUGGGGGAGGCUCAUCCCAAUGGGAUUUCAACCCUUUCCCCCUGUCCAAAACAGCUUACAUCUGGGGUUUUCUCCCAACGAGGGGACACAGAUAUAAGGGACCAACCUCCCCCCCCCCAAUUUUGAUAUUUAUUUCCUAUUUAUAAGUUGCUUUCUAUGGACACCUGAACUCAGAAAGCAAUGGUUCUCAUAUUUGGCUGAAAUCAACAUCUCCAAAACAAAACAUCCUAGCCCGCACCCUUGAAAGGCUGACUCAGGACGUUGGCUGGAGGCCAGGAACUUGCUGGUAAACAGAAGCAUCCCAGGUAAUUCUGAUUCGGACCAUCCCAGGCCUGAAUGUUGGGAAAUGCUGACCUACAGAGCAGAUAUCUGGGUGUCGAGAGCAGGGAUUCUGAACUUGGUUUUAGAUCCCUAGAUGCUUUGAGAAAUCUGAUGAAAGCUGGGCACCUCCUUCCUCAGGAAAAUGCUCCUGUUCACAUAAGUUAAAAGCUCUGCAGGCAACUUCAAGCAAUCAACAUUCCCCCAGACCCCCCAGGGGGCUAUUCAUGGACGUGCUAAUGACUGGAACACCUGCAAAGGAGGUACAUUUUUCUGUAGGCUGGGGCUUUCUUUCAAUGUUCCCUAUGUGAGGGAGUGUAUAUCAGUGGGUGCUUAAUAAAUAACACUAACUAUGAGAACUAUA